AAUCGUGUAGUUUGUCGGUGUCGCGAAUAAAUCAAGCGCUGUUAGCCAUUUUUAACGUGUUUUCCCGACGCAAAACUGAAUACAGAAACUUACACGUGCAAUUAGCAACUCACGUUAAAUUAAAAGCAAAAGAAGCUAUGAUUUUUGUUUGUGCUCUAACUGAUCGUCACUCUGCCUAAUAAAUGCACCCGAACUACAUAAAUAAAUAAAGUUUUGUUAUAACUUAAAGCAGUUCUAUGAUUUAUAAACCUAUUAAAAUAAUUUCCUUAGCGAAUAUGAUGCAUUCCAAUACGCCGCCACCUGUACCGCCGCGUACAAGCAGCCCAGCUAUGUCAGAAAUUUCAGUUGGAUCCCCGAGUCCACCUAUUGCACACACCCAUCAAAUGACAGCUUUUCGGCCUAUUAAUCCCAAACGUCUGCGUUUAACAAACGAACGUGUACAAACACCGAUGAGAGCGAAUAGUUUGGCUUCUGCAGCAACAAUCUCCAGACGAAAAUCUUGUGCAGAACGUGUGAAAAGCUUCUCCAUAGACGAUAUUCUAGGACAAAAAACUGUAUCAGACUCAGCAUCAACUGAAUCUCAAAUAAAUUCAUUAGCUGUCUUACCAUCACCUACAACCCCCGCACUAGCAGCUCCACAACUCUUAAACGAACGUUUACAGGUGCCACCAGCGCACUUAAUGCUUGAUGUUCCGUCCGCUCUUACAAAAAUGCCACUACAAGCCUGGGAUCCCAUGCAGAGUAGUUUACCGAUGAGACCUUUCUUUCCACCUGCGCUACUUCAUUAUGAGCAAAGACUCGCCUGGGAUUACCAAAGACAAUUGCAGGAACAUUUUCAGGUACAGUUACUAAGGCAGAUGAACAUGGGCACAAAUAUAAUUGCUUCCGAAGAUGGUUCAGAGCUUUCUCGUUCUGGUUCAACUGGCAGUGAUUGUUAUUCUCCGGAAAUAAAUGUGAACGGUGAUUCUAAAGUUACUAAAACAGAUGCAGAAACAAACGAAGAGAGUGAUAGUAACAUAGAAAGUGAUAAAAAUACCAAGCAAUCAAAGGGUGAUGGAAGCAAUACUGGAAAGAAAUCCAAUCUUGAUACACCGCUAGAUGCUCUAUUUCAGUUAUCAACGAAAAACUUUGAUGAAGAACAAGACCCCGCCACUUUAAACAUUUUUGCUACUCGUCCAAAUCCGAAAAAGAAACGAAAAUCACGAACAGCUUUCACAAAUCAUCAAAUUUUCGAACUCGAAAAGCGUUUUCUCUACCAAAAGUAUUUAUCACCGGCGGAUCGUGAUGAAAUUGCAGCAGGACUAGGGCUAUCCAAUGCACAGGUGAUCACUUGGUUCCAAAAUAGACGCGCCAAACUGAAACGGGACAUGGAGGAGCUCAAAAAGGAUGUUGAAAGUGUGAAACAAUUACAAGACCAGUCAGCAGACAUCAGCAGCCGCAGCCAUAUACGCAGCCAAUACAUCCAACGGCACACACCAUCCUCCCAUGUAUUGGUAUUGAACACCGCAGCAGCAGCAGCAGCCGCGGCACACCAGAAGUCAUCCUUAACUACAAUGGCAGCAACAGCAGUAGCAGAGGAUAAGAAGGAGCUGAAGAUGUUGAAAAUGAUGACACUGAUGUACUACAGCGGAAUGGACGUUGUGGGGAAAGCCUCGAGCGGCACUGUAAUCUGAAACGACGACGAGUUCCACAUAAUAUAGAAUUUUGCUUCAAACUUCUUUAUUAGCCCAAUUUUAUGUUUAAGGUUGAAUGAACUUUGUUUCUCAAACUCGUAUACAAAAUUCAGUUAACGUUCUAGGGUUAAUAAUGUCCUAUUAAUAUAAGCCGAAUGAGAAGUGCACGUGUACUUAAGCCUAACUUAUUUAUAAUGAAAUAUGCCAAAAAAGUUAA
Messenger RNA from Teleopsis dalmanni, 1890 nucleotides. Its product is annotated as homeobox protein GBX-2. The record is from RefSeq and is a predicted model, not a curated record. The coding region runs from base 237 to 1673 and encodes 478 amino acids. Gene Ontology annotation, biological process: regulation of DNA-templated transcription. Gene Ontology annotation, molecular function: DNA-binding transcription factor activity, RNA polymerase II-specific; DNA binding. NCBI's taxonomy places the organism in Eukaryota, Metazoa, Arthropoda, Insecta, Diptera, Diopsidae. The transcript is spliced from 4 exons.